ACUCCCAACACCUUCACGAAGGUUAGUCGUUCGUCGUAAAGGUCCCACUUCUUGCCCUGCAUCUCUGCCGCCAUCCACCCAGUCCCCUUUCGUGCUGUUGGGUCGCGGCGUCCCGUGGCUGCUGGAGCUCGCAUGACUUGAGCGCCGCUUCCAGCAGGGACUUCCCCCACUGCGUCCAUUCCUCGGGGGGGAGGAGGUCGGUGGGGGUGGUGCGGAGGAGAUGCCGGGGGAACCUACAAAUCCCAAGGAGGCUUGGGAGGGCCCCAAUGGGAAGGAGUGGAAGAAGGCCUCAGAUGAAGAGAUGGGGAGCAUCAUCGAGAACGACACGUUUGACUUGGUGAACCUACCUCCGGGGCGUAAGGCGAUCUCUUCCAAGUGGCUCUUCCAGCGCAAGACCGACGCCGACGGCAACAUCGAGUGCUACAAGAGCAGACUUGUAGCCAAGGGGUAUCAGCAGCAAGAGAAGAAGGACUACAAUGAAGUGUAUGCCCCUGUGGUGAAGGGUACAACCCUUCGAACCCUCUUCGCCGCGGCGGCCAUCAAAGGAUGGGUGGUGAAGCAAAUGGAUAUAGUAACGGCCUUCCUCAACGGCGUUUUGGAGGAAGAAACCUACAUGGAGCAGCCAGAGGGGUACAAUGAUGGGAGUGGCAGAGUGAAGUGGCAUUGGGUGAGGAGCAUGGUAACCGCGGGUGAAGUGGAGUUGCACUACGUGAAGACGACGGCGCAGCCAGCUAAUAUGAUGACCAAGCGGCUGGUUGAGCAGCAGCAUUGGAAGUGUUGCAAGCUUGCUGGGAUGGCUCUGAACUAAGGGGAGCAGAUUCUAAGGCCAACAAU
This is a messenger RNA of Closterium sp. NIES-67, 834 nucleotides long. The record is from the annotation of a GenBank genome assembly. Lineage: Eukaryota; Viridiplantae; Streptophyta; Zygnematophyceae; Desmidiales; Closteriaceae.